This is a messenger RNA of Mus caroli (Ryukyu mouse), 2292 nucleotides long. It is a transcript of the gene B3galnt1, whose product is annotated as beta-1,3-N-acetylgalactosaminyltransferase 1 (Globoside blood group). The record is from RefSeq and is a predicted model, not a curated record. Gene Ontology annotation, biological process: protein O-linked glycosylation. Gene Ontology annotation, cellular component: Golgi membrane. Gene Ontology annotation, molecular function: N-acetyl-beta-D-glucosaminide beta-(1,3)-galactosyltransferase activity. Lineage: Eukaryota; Metazoa; Chordata; Mammalia; Rodentia; Muridae.
GCGAUAACGGCGCUGGGCUGCGGACGCAGGGAUCCCGCGCGCGCGUGCGUGAAGGAGGCGCGCGCCCGCCCGCCUACUCGGCGUGCGUGCGGCUGCGGAGAGCCCGUGUUCGCGCGCAGAGAGCGGGCGCGGGCCGCCCUGUUGCAGGUUCCACGGGCGCACGCGAGGUGUGAGCCUUCUAAGUAGCAUAUGGCAAAACGUUAGGCCAAGCUGUGACAGCCCCUGUGGUUAAGAACCUGUGCCUUCUGAACUUCUCUGCUGCUGUGGAUGGCCCCGGCUGUCUUGACUGCCCUUCCCAAUAGGAUGUCACUGAGGUCCCUCAAAUGGAGCCUGCUGCUGCUGUCCCUGCUGAGCUUCCUGGUGAUAUGGUACCUCAGCCUCCCCCACUACAAUGUGAUCGAGCGCGUCAACUGGAUGUACUUCUAUGAGUAUGAGCCAAUUUACAGACAAGACUUUCGAUUUACGCUCCGCGAACACUCGAACUGUUCUCAUCAGAACCCAUUUCUGGUCAUCCUGGUGACCUCGCGCCCCUCAGAUGUGAAAGCCAGACAAGCCAUUAGAGUUACUUGGGGUGAGAAAAAGUCCUGGUGGGGAUAUGAGGUGCUCACAUUUUUCUUACUAGGCCAGCAGGCUGAAAGGGAAGACAAAACGUUAGCCCUGUCCUUGGAGGAUGAGCACGUUCUCUAUGGUGAUAUUAUACGGCAAGACUUUCUAGACACAUAUAAUAACUUGACCUUGAAAACCAUUAUGGCUUUCAGGUGGGUAAUGGAGUUUUGCCCCAAUGCCAAGUAUGUCAUGAAAACAGACACUGAUGUUUUCAUCAACACUGGCAAUUUAGUCAAGUAUCUUUUAAACCUAAACCACUCAGAGAAGUUUUUCACGGGCUAUCCUCUAAUUGAUAGCUAUUCCUAUAGAGGAUUUUUCCAUAAAAACCAUAUUUCAUACCAAGAGUACCCUUUCAAGGUGUUCCCUCCCUACUGCAGUGGGCUGGGCUACAUUAUGUCUGGCGACCUGGUGCCCAGGGUCUACGAGAUGAUGAGUCACGUGAAGCCCAUCAAGUUUGAAGACGUUUAUGUUGGCAUCUGUUUGAAUUUGUUAAAAGUGGACAUUCAUAUUCCAGAAGACACAAACCUUUUCUUUCUGUACAGAAUCCACUUGGAUGUAUGUCAGCUCAGACGCGUGAUUGCAGCCCAUGGCUUUUCUUCCAAGGAGAUCAUCACAUUCUGGCAGGUGAUGCUGAGGAACACCACAUGCCAUUACUAAGCCCAUCCAUCACCCAUCAGGCAAGGGAGGAAGGACACUGUAGACAGGGUCAGAGUUAGCACUGUGGGAAACUCGGGAAGUUGAGCGUGCUGGCUUGCCUGGGCUGAAACUCAUGGAGCAUCCCUAGACAGGAGCUCCAAGGCCUGAACUUACAGCGAUUGCUUUCACGGAAUUUACCUCGGGUCCUUUAAAGGUGACAGAGGAGUCAAACAUAAUGCAAACGAAGAGUUUUGCUAACCAAAUCAAAGGGUCAGACAGUCUGGAUGGCUCAGGCUGUAGAUUAGAAUUUCUUAAGAUUUCCCUGAAAGAAAAACUAACUAGUCCACAGCCAGAAUACAGUGUGGAGUUGUAUGUAUUAGAUAGUAUAGUCACAUAAUGGUUCAGUGUGUAUCUAAGUGGUUAUUAUGAAAAGAUAUAUAUACAUAUAUAUAUAUAUUUCUUGUAAAAAGCUUUACAGAGUUAUAUUGAAAACACUCAUUUGUAUUGUUUUCAUUUGCAAGGUACUCAAUGAUAUGGUAUGUAAGAGUUAUCAAAUCAAGUAUUAUUUAAUGUCAUUUCAAUUUUCUAAGUGUUUAAAGAUUAUGGUGGUUUCAGUAUUAUAUGAUGAAUUGCCUUUCACAUUUGAGCUUUGUUUUAUUCACCACUGAUCAGUUUAAUUAAUGUGACGUUAAUGUGACAUCAUAGGUUAUUAUUGACUGUCUGUAAUCUGUUGAACUCUGUUGCACUGUAAACAUAUGGAGAAUUAAAGCAAGAAAAUUCAAGCUUUGUAUAGUUUUUUAAAAACGUAGUCAGUGUUUCUAGAUGUCACUUCAUCCGUCUCAUUCUCCUCCAAAGGAUUUGGAGAUCAUAAGAACUUCAGACAGGGCCUUUCCUAACGGCACAGAAGGCUGAGACGGACGGUCUUGGUGUUUACUAUCACAGUGUGGAAGCUGGAAAGGGGAAGUGGAAGAUCCAGGUUAUAUGUUAACCCUCCCAGUGUGUGUUUUCUACUGAGUAAUCAAUUUGUCAGUAAAGGAUUUUUAAAAAGCA